AUGAUUUUUCUAAUGGACCUCCAGAUGAUGCUGCUGGAUGUAAUUUACUUCAUCCUGCGCAACUCCUUGCGGGUCAUCAUGCGCCCGCGUACCAAGCAAAUCGAGGGCGAGCUGGUGCUGAUCACCGGAUCAGGAGGAGGCCUGGGUCGUCUGUUUGCUCAGGAAUUCACCAAACACGGGGCAGACGUGGUGCUGUGGGACAUCAGCAGCACCUGCAACGAGCAGACAGCCAAGCUGGUGCACGAGAUGGGGGGUAAGGCGCACACGUACACGGUGGACGUCACCAAGCGGGAGGACGUGUAUCGCAACGCUGAGCUCGUGAGGAAGGACCUGGGCCGAGACGUCACCAUACUGGUGAACAACGCCGGCGUGGUGGCGGGGGAGCGCAUGUUGGACUGUCCGGAUGAACUGAUAGAGAGGACCAUGAAGGUCAACAGUCACGCCCACUUCUGGACAGUGAAGGCCUUCCUUCCCCAGAUGAAGGCCCAGAAUCACGGCCACAUCGUGACCAUCGCCAGUGUCCUCGGUCUCUUCAGCACAGCUGGUGUCGAGGAUUACUGCGCCAGUAAGUUUGCUGCAGUGGGAUUUCACGAGUCUCUAGCCCAUGAGCUGCUGACUGAAGAGGUUCAAGGUGUGAAGACGACUCUCGUCUGUCCCUACAUUGUGGACACGGGCAUGUUUGAAGGCUGCAGGAUACGGGAGGAAGUGGAGCUGAUCUUCGCUCCCCUAGAGCCCCAGUACUGCGUUGAGCAGGCCAUGAACGCCAUCCUCAUAGACCAACCACUGGUGUGCAUCCCUCGUCUCACCUACCUCCCUUUCCUCGCCAGAGCGCUGUUGCCAUGGGAAUCCAACGUGGUCAUGUAUCGUUUCAUGGGGUCCGACAAGUGCAUGUACCACUUCAUUGACAAUAAGAGACAAGUGUCUAAUGGCUGCAUUAAGGUUGAAUAGUCCCACCUAUGACAAUGUUGGGAUUAAAAGAUCAAUAUUAAGUUUAAAUAUCAUUUUUGUUUAAAA
Molecule: messenger RNA, 1014 nt
Organism: Solea solea (common sole)
Lineage: Eukaryota; Metazoa; Chordata; Actinopteri; Pleuronectiformes; Soleidae
Gene: rdh20
Product: retinol dehydrogenase 20
Exons: 5
Coding region: 1-948 (315 amino acids)
Cellular component (GO): lipid droplet
Molecular function (GO): oxidoreductase activity, acting on the CH-OH group of donors, NAD or NADP as acceptor
Source: RefSeq, a predicted model, not a curated record